CUCAUUUUGCUCAACCCAAACAACCACUGUGCAAGCUUUUGAGUUUCUUUCUUCGUCUUCCCAGAGCAACAAGCCUUAUCGAAGCAGUUAAACCUACUAAGAAUAAAGAUGAAGUCCGCUGUUGUGCAGUUUUACGUUAUCUCUCUUCUCCUUUCAUCUUCUUUGUUCAUGCUUUCAAACGCCGAUUCGUCACCAUGCAACGGAAAAUGCAACGUGAGAUGUUCAAAGGCAAGAAUCCAAGAUCGGUGUCUAAAGUACUGCAAUAUAUGUUGCGGGAAGUGUGAUAACUGUGUUCCCUCAGGCACUUAUGGAAACAAAGACGAGUGUCCGUGUUACCGCGAUAUGAAGAAUUCCAAAGGCGGCCCCAAAUGUCCUUGAACUUGUUAUCCUAGACAUCAUAUCUGCCGUAUGACAGUUGUGGUUGACACAUCAAAUAAAUAGUUUGAUAUAUUCCAUGUAUGAAAAAUGUGAAAGAUCUCAAUAAACAAAGCAAGUUUAGUUAAAUAUCA
This is a messenger RNA of Brassica rapa (field mustard), 509 nucleotides long. Its product is annotated as gibberellin-regulated protein 10. The record is from RefSeq and is a predicted model, not a curated record. NCBI's taxonomy places the organism in Eukaryota, Viridiplantae, Streptophyta, Magnoliopsida, Brassicales, Brassicaceae.